Molecule: messenger RNA, 1091 nt
Organism: Mercurialis annua (annual mercury)
Lineage: Eukaryota; Viridiplantae; Streptophyta; Magnoliopsida; Malpighiales; Euphorbiaceae
Exons: 9
Coding region: 55-936 (293 amino acids)
Biological process (GO): rRNA processing
Cellular component (GO): Mpp10 complex; small-subunit processome; nucleolus
Molecular function (GO): rRNA primary transcript binding; snoRNA binding
Source: RefSeq, a predicted model, not a curated record
GUUCUAAAACCCUAGCAGAAUCCUCAGUGUCUGUUCCAUUAAAGCAGUUGAAAAAUGAUUCGCAGAAAUAUCCGAUUGAGAAGGGAAUAUUUAUACAGAAAAAGCUUAGAAGGCAAAGAAAGAGAACUCUACGACAAGAAACGCAAAAUUAAAGAAGCUUUAGCUGAGGGAAAGCCUAUUCCUACUGAGCUUAGAAACGAAGAGGCUACUCUUCGCCAGGAAAUUGACCUCGAAGAUGAAAACACCGCCGUUCCAAAGACUCAUAUUGAUGAUGAGUAUGCAAAAGCUACUGAACAAGAUCCUAAAAUUUUGCUUACUACUUCUCGCAAUCCAAGUGCCCCUCUUACUCAAUUUGUAAAGGAAUUGAAAAUUGUCUUCCCCAACGCUGUCAGAAUCAAUCGUGGUGGUCAGGUUAUUUCUGAAAUAAUUGAAAGUUGUCGUACGCAAGCUUAUACAGAUGUUAUUUUGGUUCAUGAGCAUCGUGGUGUGCCUGAUGGUUUAAUUAUAAGCCAUCUGCCUUUUGGUCCAACUGCUUAUUUUGGAUUGCUCAAUGUGGUAACUAGACAUGACAUUAAAGACAAGAAAGCCAUCGGAACUAUGCCUGAGGCCUAUCCACAUUUAAUUCUUAACAAUUUUAAAACCAAGCUAGGGGAAAGGACAGCCAACAUUCUGAAGCAUCUCUUCCCAAUGCCAAAGAUAGAUAGUAAACGCAUCAUUACUUUUGCAAAUCAGUCUGACUAUAUCUCCUUCAGGCAUCAUAUCUAUGACAAGAAAGGUGGUCCCAAAUCUGUUGAACUCAAGGAGAUUGGUCCAAGGUUUGAAAUGAGGCUUUAUCAGAUAAAAUUGGGAACUAUGGAACAGAGUGAAGCACAGAACGAGUGGGUUAUUAGACCAUACAUGAACACGUCCAAGAAACGCAAGUUUAUUGGAGAUUAAUGAAAACUCCAAACACAGUUCAAACACCGAAAGGCUGUUUCUCUGUAAUUCUUUUCCAUUGCAUUAAUAUCUUUUUAAAAUUUUUUUUUGGUGUUACUGCUAUGUAAUAUUAACAGUCCCUUCGAAAUGAGAGUUUCUUCUAUUUUUUGCUCGUA